CCAGGAGAAAAUGCUGUGCUGGAAACCAAGUAAGAAGAAGUAGUCAACUAAGUUGGACUUGGAAAAAUUGUUAACUUCAACAAGGGCACAUUUAAUGGAAUGUUGAUGUCCAAAGCCAGAUCGGAUGAAUUUAAAAUAGACAUAGCACUUUUGGCUCCCUGGUUGUCAGCAAGAACCAAGCGCCUUAUGAAAGGCAGCAAAAAAGGAGCCAAGAAGAAAGUGGUUGAUCCAUUUUCAAAGAAAGGUUGGUGUGAUGUAAAAGUGCCAGCUAUGUUUAAUAUAAGAAAUAUCAGAAACACACUAGUCACAAGAACUCAAGCAACCAAAAUCGCAUCCGAUGACCCUAAGGGUCAUGUUUUCAAAGUGAGCCUUGCUGAUCUGCAGAAUGAUGAAGUUGCAUUUAGAAAGUUCAAGCUAAUUACUGAAGAUGUUCAAGGCAAAAACUCUAAUUUCUGUGGCAUGGAUCUUACCCAUGACAGAAUGUGUUCCAUGGUCAAAAAAUGUCAGAUCAUGAUUGAAGCUCCUGUUAAUGUCAAGACUACCAAUGGUUAUUUGCUUCAUCUCUUUUGUGUUGCUUUUACUACUAAACGCAACAUUCAGAUUUGGAAGACCUGUUAUGCUCACCACCAGCAAAUCCACCAAAUUUGGAAAAAAUUGAUGGAAAUCAUGACCCAAGAGGUGCAGACAAAUGACCUGAAAAAAGUGGUCAAUAAAUUGAUUCCAGACAGCAUCGGGAAUGACAUAGAAAAGAUUUGUCAGUCUAUUUAUCCACUCCAUGAUGUCUUCAUUAGAAAAGUAAAAAUGCUGACAAAACCUAACUUUGAACUGGGAAAGCUCAUGGAGCUUCAUGAUGAAGGUAGUAGUUCUGGAAAAGCUACUGGGAGUGAGACUGGUGCUAAAGUUGAACAAGCUGAUGGAUAUGAGCCACCAGCCCAAGAAUCUGUUUAA
Prionailurus viverrinus (fishing cat) is the source of this 948-nucleotide messenger RNA. RefSeq names its product 40S ribosomal protein S3a-like. Gene Ontology annotation, biological process: translation. The record is from RefSeq and is a predicted model, not a curated record. Gene Ontology annotation, molecular function: structural constituent of ribosome. Gene Ontology annotation, cellular component: ribosome; cytosol. NCBI's taxonomy places the organism in Eukaryota, Metazoa, Chordata, Mammalia, Carnivora, Felidae.